AUGGAUUGCGAAAAAGUGGCUCAAGAUUUCGCCAGUAUUCUGGAGGAAUUGACUUGCAAUUCAAGACCUAUAAUUACUACCCUUACAAAGACAGCAGAGGAAAAUAUAGCUUGCGCCCAGCAGCUUGUUGAUGCGAUAGAAAGGCGUAUCGAGCGUUGCGUGCCGAACCAAAAGCUGUACGCUUUUUACGUUCUCGAUUCAAUCUGCAAAAACGCUGGAUCGCCCUAUACCAUUUAUUUUAGUCGAAAUCUUGCAAAACUGUACAAACGUACUUAUCUUUUAGUGGAUAAUCAGACUCGCUCGAGUCUGAUACGAUUGUUCCAGACAUGGCUCAAUCACAAUCAGGGCUCCAUGGGCCAUAAUUUAUUUGGGAAAGAAGCUCUCGAUGCCAUAGAGCAGUUUUUAGUCAAAGCCAGCUCAUUCCAGCAGAAAAAAGCAGUUCUGCCGACAGUACCGGGCCUGCUACGUGAAAUAGAUAAGCUCACGUCUCUGACCAAAGAACGCGCAUCUCAGAACCCUCAGGAUUCCAGAUUGAAUACAAAAGUUCUAGUUUUGAAGCAGCUUAAACAAGAGCUGCAGCGAGAAUCUUUGGCCCCACAGGCUUUACAAGAAGUUCAAUCUCAACUACGCAAGAUUUUCUUUCAAGAGCAGCAGGUUCUUCGAAAGCAACAGCAGCAACAGCAACAGCAGCAACAGCAACAGCAUAAUCUGCAGAAAAAUGUGCAUCAAAGCUCCUUCCCCAUAAGUGCGUCGCCUUCUCAAGAACCAACACCAACGCCACUGGAUCCAGGAGUGAUCCCACUUUUUGGCCCCUCUUCAGCAUCUUCAUCGUUCUUCCCCAAUGCCAGCAAUAUCGUUCCACCCUCCGAUUCUUCGCGACAAGCAGAUCGCGUUCAGAAUCUAUAUGACUCGCUCACCAAAGAGGGUUUGAUUCGACCCAUUCCCAAGCAAUCAAUUGUAAGAUUAGAGAGUACUCUUUUAAAACAUGUUGAUGAAAGUCAGCAAGUCAAACUACCGCCAUCACACCUUAUGCGAGGUAUUUUAGGAGACGUGAGAUCUCAUUUCGCAGCGUAUGGUCUCGAUAUUUUGAAAGUACCCAACUUGCAGCUUUGUCAACAAACCAUAAUCGAAGACAAUACUGCUGUGCAACAAUUGAAACACCUGUUGUAUAGGUACAAGCCCAAUAAGUGUAGUACCUGUGGAAAGAGAUUUGGGACUUCAGACGACGAGAAAAGACGUGAAAGAGACCAUCUGGAUUGGCACUUUAGAAUCAACAAGAGAAUUAAGGGCACUCUGGGCGCCAACGGUACCUCAGUCAAGAACAUUCAAUCCAGAAAUUGGUAUUUGGGUGAACGCCAGUGGCAACAUUUCAACGAUGAGGAAAUCGUCUCCACCACAAGGUCAGACAACGACCCUGUAACACUGGCCAAAUUGGAUGUUGGUUCUGAUGACCAAACGGUCAAUCGCGCGACAGCGGGCCAAGGGCCAGCUGCAGUAACUGAUGUCCCCAAUCUGGCAAAGAAACGUGUCGUGGUCCCAGAGACAUCGGUAAAUAUGUCCUUCCAGUGCCCAAUUUGUCGUGAUGACCAGUCCGCUGUCUACGACGACGAAACUGGGGAAUGGAUCUGGCAGAACUGCAUUGAAUCGCAGGGCAAAUAUUUCCAUGCGACAUGCUUCCACGAGGCUGCAAGCAGUGCUCCACAGCAAGCUCUUCACCAGGGAUUGGAGCGUUUAAAAGAUUUAGCAGGCUGA
Lachancea sp. 'fantastica' is the source of this 1752-nucleotide messenger RNA. The record is from the annotation of a GenBank genome assembly. NCBI's taxonomy places the organism in Eukaryota, Fungi, Ascomycota, Saccharomycetes, Saccharomycetales, Saccharomycetaceae.